This is a messenger RNA of Paramecium pentaurelia, 1346 nucleotides long. Lineage: Eukaryota; Ciliophora; Oligohymenophorea; Peniculida; Parameciidae. The record is from the annotation of a GenBank genome assembly.
AUGGAAGAACAUUUUAAGAAAAUUGAUAUACUAAUAAGAAAAUAGUAAUUCUAAAAAUGUAUAAGCAAACUAGAAAAAUUGUAAAAUGAAUUGAACAUUAAAAUAAAUAAUCCUGAAGAAUGUUCUGUGACAGAAUUAGUAUUAUUAAUAAUUUAUAAGAUUUUUUAAAGCAAUAUUUAUGAGAGAUAUGCCUAAAUCUUUAUUGAUAUCAAUUAAGUUUAUCGUGCUAUGCAAUAUUUAAUUAAUAUGAUAAAAAUAGAAAAAGAACUUUUCAAAACUUAAAAUGAUAAAGAGAGCAUCUUAAGAUUAUGCAACUCUUAUGCUAAAAUUGGUAAUAAUCAAUAAUAAUAAUUUAAGGAAGAUGCUGUUUUUAUUGUUGUUAUUAUGAACAAACAUUCAAAUAUCUUGAUUAUGCUUAUUAAUUAUUAAUUAAGCAUGAUCUAAAAUAAACUGGAGUUUAUGCUAUGACAUUAACAUUGUUGGGAAAUUAUUAUAGAUUUAUGUUUUAAGAUGAUUUGGCAGAAUAAAUGUUAUUUGAAAGUAUCAAAAUUAGAGAAGAAUUAUAUACAAGAUAAUCAAUUGUAUUAUUUAUUUAUAUUAAAGGAAGUGGCUGAUUCAUUACAUGGAUUAUCAUAAUUAUUUUCAGAUGAAGGAAAAAUUGAAGAAGCAAUGAAUACAAUUACAGAAGCUAUUUCCAUAUGGACAGAAGUAUUAGGUUAUUAACAUAUUAAAACAGCAAAAUCCAUUUAUUUGAAAGGUAAUCUCUAUCUAAGAAUGAAAAAUACUCAAGAAAGUAGAAACAUUUAAUUAUUCUAGAUUUAUCUUGUGCAUAAAAACUUAUUACUGAAAGUUUAGAAAUAAAUUUAAAAAUAAUUGGAGAAUCAUCUUAAGAUAUUGCUGAUUGUUAUCAUUCUUUAGGUAAAAUUCAAUCUUAAAAUUUAAAUUCUAAUGAAUUCGAAUAGUAUUUUUUAAAAUCUCAAGAUAUUUUAAAAACAUUGUAUGGUGAAAAUCAUGCAAGUAUUGCAAUUAUUCUUAAUAAUUUUGGAAGAUCUUAUUAUGAAAGAAAGUAAUUUGAAGAAGCUGUAAAUUGCUUUGAAGAAUCUAUUAAAAUAUAUACAUAGUUAUGUGGUAAAAUGCAUGGCAAUUUAGCUAUUACCCUUAAAAAUUGUGCAGAUUGUCAUAAAGAAUUAGGUCGAUAUAAAUAAGCUUAUAUUGACUAUCAAAAAUCAUUAGAAAUUUAUUAGGUAUUAUCUAUUUUAAACUAGAAAAUGUAAAUAAAUUCUUCAUAGGCAAAUUAAAUAUAAAAUUUAAUGUCUUAAAUCUCAGAUAAGUACUUAGAGGAUUGA